Molecule: messenger RNA, 816 nt
Organism: Striga asiatica
Lineage: Eukaryota; Viridiplantae; Streptophyta; Magnoliopsida; Lamiales; Orobanchaceae
Source: the annotation of a GenBank genome assembly
AUGUGCAGGAAUCACAUACAAGGGUAUCCAUCUAUCCGCAUCUUCCGCAAAGGAAGUGAUGUAAGGCAAGAUAUAGAGGAUCAUGGCCAUCAUGAACAUGAGUUAUAUUAUGGACAUCGCGAUACAGAGACCCUAGUUAAGACAAUGGAGGAAUUGGUGGCAUCAAUAUCUUUGCUGGCUCAAAAGGGUUCAGAUAGUCCGUCCACUGAAAAGAGAGAUGACGCUAAACGGCCUGCACCUUCAUCUGGAGGAUGUAAAAUUGAGGGUUUUGUACGCGUGAAGAAGGUCCCUGGGAAUCUCAUUGUGUCCGCACGUUCAGCUUCGCAUUCUUUCGACCCGACUCAGAUGAACAUGUCGCAUAUUAUUUCCCAUUUCUCUUUCGGUAAAAAGAUCAGCCCAAGGGAAAUGAGUGACAUGAAGCGUGUGCUGCCAUAUCUUGGUGGGAGCCAUGACCGUUUGACUGGCCAGUCGUAUAUCAGCAACCCAAGGGAUUCUGAUGCAAAUGUUACCGUUGAGCACUAUCUUCAGGUUGUGAAAACUGAAGUGAUGACUAGAUCUUACAAAUUAGUGGAGGAGUACGAGUACACGGCCCACAGUAGUUUGGUUCACAGUAUCCAUAUACCUGUCGCAAAAUUCCAUUUCGAGCUAUCGCCAAUGCAGGUCUUAAUAACUGAGAACUCUAAAUCUUUUUCACACUUCAUUACAAACGUCUGUGCGAUUAUUGGUGGGGUUUUCACGGUUGCUGGGAUAUUAGACGCGAUUCUGCACAAUACUUUCAGGCUUAUGAAAAAGGUUGAACUGGGGAAGAAUUUUUGA